This is a messenger RNA of Alosa alosa (allis shad), 1118 nucleotides long. RefSeq names its product probable G-protein coupled receptor 148. The coding region runs from base 1 to 1095 and encodes 364 amino acids. Lineage: Eukaryota; Metazoa; Chordata; Actinopteri; Clupeiformes; Clupeidae. The transcript has a single exon. Gene Ontology annotation, cellular component: membrane. The record is from RefSeq and is a predicted model, not a curated record.
AUGUCCAUGUCUACAAUAGAGGAAGCCGGGGACUUCUUCAUGUCUCUGCUGUGCGCAUUUGGGAACUGGUACAAUGGCUCGGGGUUUGCUGAGGAGCACAGUCGCGUGUUGCUGGGCGCCAACAUCUCGAACCAGAGCCAGGUGGAGCUGUUUGCCAGCCAGUGGAACGUCUUUCUGCCGGAACGCCACUCACGGCUGUUGCAGGUGUGUCCCAUCCUGGGCUUCCUGGCGGUGGGGCUGGCCACGCCGCUGAUACUGGUGCGUGUGCUGGCCGGCGUCCACCUUCGCCAGCAGACCCGCUUCCUCCUGCUGGCCAACGCUCUGCUCAGUGACCUGCUCUUCCUGUCUGUCUACAUGCUCAGCACCUGCCUGAACGUGGGCGGCGUGCUCAUGUCCGACUACGCCUGUGCCACCCUGCUCCUCCUGUUGGGGGCGCUCUACAUGGCCGGCAUCCUCAGCGCAAAAGCCAUGGUGCUGGACACGUCGCUGGCCGUGCUGGCGCCGCUGCGGUACCCGGCCCUCUGGCCACUCUCGCGCACCCGGGGCGCCAUCGCCACCAUCUGGCUGCUGUCGGCACUCUUCCCAGCAGCGUCGGUUGGUGCCUUCCUGUGGUAUCACGCCACGGCACCCUGCUCCAUGCACAUCUGUUCGCUGCCGCUGGUCCUGGUUCUGACGGUCAGCCACUCCCGGCUCCUGCAGGCGUCCAUGCUGCUUACGGUGACGGGCAUCCUGGUCAUCCUGCUGCUGGUGCUCUCGGGCUACCUGGUGCUGUGCUGGCAGACACGGCAGACAAGCAUAUGGAAGGGCGAGUGCUCGUCCCGUGCCAGGGGCACCUUCCUCAUCCACUACCUGCACCUGUUCCUCUCCUUCUGCCCAAUACUGUUGCUGGUCAUCGAGCUGCUGCUCUACUGCCACUACAGCGUGCUGGACCUGCGCGCCAACCUCUGGAUCUCGAUGGUAGUCUGCAAUGUGCUGCUGGUGCUGCCCAAAGCCCUGGCUCCGUACCUGUACGGACUGAGGUACAGGGACUUGUCUGGGGCAUUGUUUGCCCUCUUUAGGUGCAAAAGGACAUCUACUGUCAGUCCUGAGAUAUAACUCUGCCCCACUGCAUGUUCAUC